UCACUGGUGAUGAAACUGUGAUUUAUUUAGUCACUAGGUAGUGUUAACUAAUAAGACUGAAUUAUGAAGUAGCACUCUGGAGAAAAAUAAGCAAAUGUGAGACUUACAAAGUCUCAAAGGGGGAAAUGUUGAAGAUUUUUAUUAAUCAGUUUAUGACUUAAUCAAGUAUAAUCAAGGUGAAUCUAGCCAUUAAUACAACCAGUUAUUCUUCCAUUAUAAUCUAACACUGUGUGUAAAAAGAAAAAGCCUGCAUAGCAGAAAAUGGACAGACCCUGAGAUGGGAAACAUCUGGAAACCAUAACAAGUCUUGGGGGCCCCUUCUCUCUAGGGAGGAUCGAAUUGUUUGCAUAAAGGAAAACUCUAUGAAAUGUCCAGAACAUGCCUUCCACUGUGUAAACAGGAAAACUAUAUAUAAGGAGAAGCCGAAUAACAAUUGAGAUCCUUUCUACAGAGAGCUCUCGGCUUUGUUCUCAUUGAAACAAAGUCUAUCUUCUAGAAACAAAAUCCCAAGACUGAGUGUGAUACUUCAGAUCAGCGGCAGACGACACUACAAUAUAGAAAACGGUGAGAAAACUUGUGAUCCAGAAACCUGCAGAAUGGAGCAUGAAGAUACUGAACAACAAAAAGGUGUGUUUGGUGUUUACACAGAUGAAACCGAGACGAUAUCAGUGAUGGAAGGAGAUUCUGUCACUUUAAAUACAGAUGUUUCUGAAAUACUGACAGAUCAUCUGAUUCUGUGGACAUUUAGAGAUCAAAAUUCAGAGACUCGUUUAGCUGAAAUCUAUAAAAAGAUCAAAUCUGUAUAUGACAUUAAAGAGAACAAUGAGAGAUUCAGAGACAGACUGCAGAUCGAUGAGCAGACAGGAUCUCUGACCGUCACAAACAUUAACAAAUUACACUCGGGACUUUAUAAAGUACAGAUCAUCAAUGGAGAUGUGAAGCACAAGAGCUUCAGUGUUGCUGUCUAUGCUCCUCUGACUGUUCCUGUCAUCAGUGAUUCUCCUCGAAACCCUUCAGUAUCAGAAAGAUCCUCACAGCAGAAUUGUUCAUUGGUGUGUUCAGUGGUGAAUGUGGGUCAUGUGACUCUCUCCUGGUACAAAGGAAACAGUUUAUGGUCCAGCAUCAGUGUGUCUGAUCUCAACAAAACCAUCUCUCUACCUUUGGAGAUUGAGUGUCUGGAUGAUUCCUACAGCUGUGUUGUGGCUUAUUCGUUCACUAACCGGUCCUAUUCAUUCACACACCUCAACAUCACCGACCUCUGUGGGACAUGUCCAGGAGCCAGUCAAAGUUUAUUUCUCGCCCUUCCUAUAAUUUUUGUGCUGCUGUUGCUGCUAGUGGGCAUAGUUGUGUUGGUGUUUUGUCGGCGUAAAAAAUACAAACGAGCAAAACAAGAAGCUCAGACUCCUGAGGAAGACGUCAUUUAUACUGAUGCAACAUAAACCACACAAAGAGCUCCGGAUACAGGUGACUAAUGGACAAGAUCAGGCAGAGUAUUCAACAGUUGUUUUGAGAUAAUGAGCACACAGUCUGUUAUACAGCUUAGUCAUUAUAGGACAGACAAAGCAUGUUGGAGCACAUGUCAGUAUUUAACAAAGCUAAACUGCAGAUGCACUGCUGGCACUGUUCACUACAAGUGACUGUUGUUUCUAUAUUUCAUUUUAUAGGUAUUCUGAAACAACAGAAAAUUUGAUUUGGUGUCCAUUAUUUGAUGGUCUUGCAGCCAUGUGCAUGAGACGCCCCAUUGAUUUCUGAUUGCAGUCUUGCCUGCCCUGCACUUGCAUUGACUUUAUAAUAACUGAGUCAUGUCUAGACUUAAAUAGCACUGGUUUGCAUGUUUGGUAGGGGUGUAAUGAUUCACAAAAUUCACGGCUCAGUUCAAUACUACACAGUGGUGUCACUGUUCUGGGGUGCAUUUCCCAAAAGCAUAGUUGCUAACUAAGUUAACUUUGUUGGUUGCAAUUAAAUUUCCCAUUGCCAUCCAACUAGGUUAGCAACUAUGCUUUUGGGAAACACACCGCUGUACGUUUUAGAUACGGGUCGGGCAGGGGGUUAACUGGUUACUUUUCAAUGUUAGAAAUAUUUCAGUUUUAAACCAUGUCAAGCCAAUUGAUAUCACACACAAGCAACGUACAAACUUUGUGCAAAAGUUAUGCAGGUGAACGUCUUAAUCUCAGUCAAUUCGUUACAUUAAAAACUGCUGGGUUGAAAAAAAAAACAAUUUGGGUUGUUUUGGCAAACCAGCACUGGGUCAAAAAGGGACGAACCCAGCAAUGGGUUAUUUUAAUCAAACAAGCUGGGUUAUUAUGUUUAGCAUGCUGUGUUGCUUUUUCAUGGUUUAAAAUUACUACAUUGCUAGGCUAAAAUGAACCCAAAUCGAGCUAAGCAUUGUUCAUUUUAAAAUCACUACACACAAAGAAUAACUAUCAAAAGGUAAAUAUUAAUUAAAAACGAGAAAACAGUCAAAAAUGUACAUGCAUGUAAGAGGAAAUACAGAAACGUAUGGCAUUAACAGCCACAGAGAUUAUAAAUACAGCAUUGAACAUUUGUUGAAUAGAACUUUUAAGAUCAAAUUUCAUAUAAAUACAUUUUUAUAUAUAAAAUAUACAAAACCACAAUUAUACAAUAAUUGUAUAAUUAUUGUGUAAUUAUCAUAUAAUUAUUGUAUAAUUGUCAUAUAAUUAUUGUACAGUUAUCGUAUAUUUAUACAAUAAUUAUACAAUUAGUUAAGUUCAUUACAAACUGUUCUGGCAUGACAGUACACAAAUAAACCACAACAAUAACACUGAUAUUAUAACAUUUAACAGACACAUGUGUGACAAAGUGUAAACUC
Molecule: messenger RNA, 2830 nt
Organism: Carassius auratus (goldfish)
Lineage: Eukaryota; Metazoa; Chordata; Actinopteri; Cypriniformes; Cyprinidae
Product: zinc finger protein 665-like
Exons: 6
Coding region: 597-1439 (280 amino acids)
Biological process (GO): regulation of transcription by RNA polymerase II
Cellular component (GO): nucleus
Molecular function (GO): RNA polymerase II cis-regulatory region sequence-specific DNA binding; DNA-binding transcription activator activity, RNA polymerase II-specific
Source: RefSeq, a predicted model, not a curated record